This is a messenger RNA of Salpingoeca rosetta, 1314 nucleotides long. RefSeq lists its product as uncharacterized. The transcript has a single exon. Lineage: Eukaryota; Choanoflagellata; Craspedida; Salpingoecidae. The record is from RefSeq and is a predicted model, not a curated record. The coding region runs from base 1 to 1314 and encodes 437 amino acids.
AUGUCAUGCUCACACCUAGCGCACCUCGUCUGGUUGAGUUUGUCGGUGCUGGCUUUGCUCGGACACCACCAGUAUGCUCACGACCUUGUGCGCGUGCGUGGCUGCAACGCGGAGGCGGUGUUGAAGGAAGACAACACAGGCGCGUUCCACAUCAACACGAGCGACCCAGCGACCCAGCCGGUACUGGUGAACGGAAUGAACGUGGACGACUUGUUUGAGACGGUGGCUGCGCAGGAGAGCAUGCUGCACGCGUACCAGGCAAAGGUGCAGGCGCAGCGCAGCACGAUCAGCGCGCAACAGAGCAUGCUGAGUGCACAGCAAGGAAGGAUUGACGCCCUUCGCGCCGAAGUGUGCAAGCCUAGCGCGAGCACGUUCGGUGACCUGAGCACCUCGCCAUAUAGCGCAUGGGCUGGCGGCGCGCUGGCCAAAAAUGGGCUGAUCUACGCCGCCCCGUACAACUCGCCCGCUGUCCUCAUCAUCGAUACGAACACAAACACAAUCGACGUGACAACCAUCCCCAAUCUUGGGUCGGCCAGGGGCAAGUGGGCCGGCGGCGUGCUGGCGCACAACGGCCUCAUUUACAUGUUUCCAGCAAACAUGGCGACGGCGCUCAUCAUCGAUCCGGAGACCAACACGACAGACACCACAAGCAUCAGCUCGCUUGGCUUCGGCCAGUACAAGUGGUUUAGUGGCGUGGUGGCUGACAACGACCUCAUCUUCGGCGUUCCCUUGCACGCAACCUGUGUGCUCAUCAUCGAUCCGGAGACCAACACGGCGGACAUCACCACGCUGGCGGGGCUGUCCGAGCAGGGGGAGAAGUGGCAUGACGGCGUUCAGGCACCCAGCGGCCUCAUCUACUGCCUGCCAAGAGCGGCGGAUUCCGUGCUGAUCAUCGAUCCAUACACGCUGACCAUGGGCCUCCGUCCGCUGGCGGGCGUCGGCUCUGGCCUGAAAUGGCUUGGCGGCUUGCUUGCAAGCAACGGGCUCAUCUACGCCCUGCCGGAUCGUGCUGCGACCACGCUCGUCAUUGACCCAGCCACCAACGCCACCGAUUUGCUGAGCAUCUCCGAGGAGACCUCCUCGGACAAGUGGGCUGGAGGGGUGCUGGCUCCCAACGGCAACAUCGUUGGCAUCCCAUUCACCUCACCCUCCGUGUACUUUUUCAAUCCAACCACCAACGCCACAGACACCACAAGCAUUCAGGCUCUUGCCGGGUCUGGCAAGUGGCACGAUGGCGCGCUUGCGAACAACGGCCUGAUUUACGCCAUUCCCCGUUCAGCUGAUGCGGUGCUCGUCAUCGACCCAAGCUGUUGA